AUGUUCAUUAUUGUAUUUGUACUGGGCGCGUCGUUGUGUACUAAUGCGUACCCUAUCACCGAUACUUACACCGUCUACUCCCCACCCCAACUACCUCCUACUCCCGUGCUUCAAUCUCGGAAUUUGUAUGGCCAAAAAUGGAUCUUGGAUACGUACGACAAGACUCUCCAAGAUGAGGAUAAGGCGGUGUUCAAGAACACCUUAACCAACGUCCCAGUCGGCUCCAGAAUCUCCAACGACGGUGCCAACAACCGUGCCAUGUUCCUCCUUUCCGGUGAGAAAUACUAUAUGGGUCACCCUACGGGGGACCUCAUAAUGAAAGUCCUUCGCGGAAAACCCGACGACAAUGCUUUCGUCGAAGUCAAAGUCCUCCGCGAGGCCGGGGAUUUAAUCGCUGCUGGUAUGCUCCACGACGCGAGGCUGUCGAAGACGGCUAUUCCUGUGAUUAUCAUGAAGAAGAAAUCGGGUCAGGUUUUGAGUGGAACGGGGGUGUAUAGGAAGGCUAGUGGUAGGGAGAAGAAGAGGAUGGAGGGAGAGGCGGUGGGGAAGAUGUGUGAGAAGGUGGCGGAAUUUGCGGAGAGGAAACAGAUUUUGCGGCUUGACAACAAGGAACAAAAUGCCCUCGUCACAUUAUCUGGCAAAACAGUUACCUCUGUUGAACUCGUCGAUAUGGGACCUCCAGGGAUUUUCUCGGUGAGUAGAGACGCUAAACGAGAAGACAUCAUAAAUUUCUGUACAAGAUUCGCAAUCAAUAUCUUUGUACCGGAACAGUGA
Lentinula edodes (shiitake mushroom) is the source of this 774-nucleotide messenger RNA. RefSeq lists its product as uncharacterized. The transcript is spliced from 4 exons. Lineage: Eukaryota; Fungi; Basidiomycota; Agaricomycetes; Agaricales; Omphalotaceae. The record is from RefSeq and is a predicted model, not a curated record. Bases 1 to 774 code for a protein of 257 amino acids.